UGCAUCCCCAUGCUAUCCCUCUAACCACGCCGUCACUUUUGCCGGCGGAGGAACGCCCUAUCGCUGCUGCUGCUGCUGUGCUGCGCAGCGGCAUCACAGAUGCUGUGCAGCGGACCGGACCCAGUAGGCUACCGUCGGCACGGAGGAGGGGAAACGGAAUCUGCGCUUCAUGCAAAGGAGGACAACAACAUCCAGGAUAUCGGCACUAAAGGUUGGAGAUGGCAGACAAAAUGUUGGAACCCGAGUGUGAGGGUGUCUCCGUGGAGGAUAUGGUCAUCUGCAACGGUGCAGUUCAGCCCCUCCUGGUCCCGCCGCUGCAGGCUCCUCUCCAGGCCCAGGCCCAGGCCCAGGCCCCGACCCCGGCCCCGGCCCCGGCCCAGGGUCAGCAGCCGGACCCGUCCAUGCUGACCAACCUGAAGAAGGUGGAGAACAACAUCACCGAGGCUCAGCGCUUCUCCCACCUGCCCAAGAGAACAGCCGUGGACCUGGAGUUCACCGACCUCUCCUACAUCAUCCAGGAGGGGCCCUGCUGGAGGAAGAGAGGUUUCAAAGCCUUACUAAAGUGCCUGUCUGGGAGGUUCUGCAGCCGGGAACUGAUAGGAAUCAUGGGGCCCUCUGGGGCCGGCAAAUCCACCCUAAUGAACAUCCUGGCUGGAUACAGGGAGACGGGGAUGAAGGGUCAGAUCCUGGUCAACGGGAAGCCCCGGGACCUGAGGACCUUCCGCAAGAUGUCGUGCUACAUCAUGCAAGACGACAUGCUACUGCCACACCUCACCGUGCAGGAGGCCAUGAUGGUUUCUGCCAAUUUGAAGCUGAAUGAAUCCAUGGAGGUGAAGAAAGAGCUUGUGAACGAGAUCCUGACGGCCCUGGGGCUUCAUGAGUGUGCCCACACGCGCACCAGCUGUCUGUCUGGGGGCCAGUGCAAGCGACUCGCCAUCGCCCAGGAGCUGGUCAACAACCCCCCCGUCAUGUUCUUUGAUGAGCCCACCAGUGGCUUGGACAGCUCCUCAUGCUACCAGGUCGUCUCUUUGAUGCACUCUCUGGCUCUUGGCGGGAGGACUAUCAUCUGCACCAUCCACCAGCCCAGUGCCAAGCUCUUCGAGAUGUUUGACAAGCUGUACAUCCUGAGCCAGGGUCAGUGUAUCUACAAAGGAACCGUCUCUUACCUCAUCCCUUAUCUCAAGAACGUGGGCCUGCGCUGCCCCACCUACCACAACCCUGCAGACUUCAUAAUUGAAGUGGCGUCGGGGGAGUACGGAGAUCUGAACCCGGUGCUGUUUGAGGCUGUGAGGGACGGCAUGUGUGCCGAGGAGAAAAGGAACCAGUGUGAAAGGAGGUGUCCGUCCGUCUGCACGACAAAGUGCGCCAAGGACUCGGGGCAUAUUGAAAGCCAUACUUUUGCCACUAGCACCCUGACGCAGUUCUGCAUCCUGUUCAAGAGGACUUUCAUAACUAUAUGUCGCGAUCAGGUCCUGACCCAUCUCAGACUGACGUCCCACGUCGCCAUAGGGGUGCUGAUAGGCCUGCUCUACCUGAACAUUGGCAACGAUGCCAGCAAGGUCUUCAACAACACUGGAUUCCUCUUCUUCUCCAUGCUGUUCAUCAUGUUUGGAGCGCUCAUGCCCACUGUGUUAACCUUUCCCUUGGAGAUGUCUGUGUUCCUCCGGGAACAUCUGAACUACUGGUACAGCCUGAAGGCCUACUACCUAGCCAAGACUAUGGCUGACAUUCCAUUCCAGGUGAUCUGCCCCAUCAUGUACUGCAGCAUAGUGUAUUGGAUGACAGAACAGCCACCCGAGGCUAGCAGAUACCUCCUCUUCUUAGCCCUUUCUACCUGCACUGCCCUGGUGGCCCAGUCUCUUGGGCUUCUGGUCGGGGCUGCCUCCACCUCCCUUCAGGUGGCCACCUUCGUGGGCCCUGUCACAGCGAUCCCUGUGCUGCUCUUCUCUGGGUUUUUUGUCAACUUUGACACCAUUCCUACCUACCUUCAGUGGAGCUCCUACAUCUCCUACGUCAGGUAUGGCUUUGAAGGGGUGAUCCUGUCCAUAUACGGGCUGAAUCGCACCGAGCUGGAGUGCCCGGUGCCCGUGUGCAAGUUCCAGCGGCCCGAAGAGGUGCUCCAACUGCUGGACGUCGAGGACGCCAAACUCUACAUGGACUUUGUCGCCUUGGGGAUCUUCUUUCUCGUCUUCCGACUGGCCACCUACCUCGUCCUCCGCUACAAGGUCAAGUCGGAGCGGUAGGUUCCGACUCGGCUCUGGUCUCUCUAAGGAAAACCCUCGACCUCCUGGCUCUGGUCUGUCUCACUGCAGCUGUCCCCCAGCGCUUAACCCGGCCCAGCAGAAUCUGUUUCUUCAGCUGGACCACUUUCAUAAUACUGCACUCUUGCUGCUAUAUACAGCACAACAUAAAGAACCCUGAUCCGCUGCCCAGUCCAUCUCUGGGCGGUAGGCUAUCCAUGUUUAUUUUCGUGGCCAAUAACAUACAGGAGUCCACCUGGAACAAUGCAUGGCAGGUUUUACCUCACAACUCUGGACUUCAAGAGGAAAACACCAAUGUGUUACGAAAGCAGACCGGUUUUACUGUAAACAAGAAAGCAUAUUCCACACCCACUAUAGUGACCUUUCCUUAUGUUUUCACGUUUCUUUCGUUCCUGGGGGCAAUGUGAAUGCUGUGCUGUUCCGUACUUUUCCUAAAGUCGCCCUGCAUCUCUGGCACCGUCCACAUCGGAUAACGCCAGAUUUUAUGGUAUACUUACCUAUUUAUAUAAAUAAGGCUUGGAGAGAACCAAAUACAGAUAAGAAAGAGUUUACAUUUUCUGAAGCAAGCCAAAAAAAGGAUUUUAACCACAUACUGUUGCACUGGAGAAACAGAGAGAACGGGAGAGCAUACAAAAGAGAGUGAGAGAGUUAGAAAUGUACAUGUAGACUGAAGUUAUUUGAGAAAUUAAAUUAGUUUAUUCAUGGGACCAUGAUAAGGCCUAAUACUCUAGCUGCUUUUUUGAGUGAUUUCUCAUUUUUCCCCUUUUUGUUUUAGGCUACUACUGAGCUUGAGAAAAGAAAAAUCAGAUUUAGUCUUUAUUAAUACAAUCGUCUUAAUUGUUUUAACUUUUGUAUAUCUCUAAGGGAGAUAUUUUUUCUCAACAGGUAAUACUAUCUGGAGAAUAUGUAUUUUUCUACUUCUGUGAUUGACUUUUUAAUUGUAAUUAUACAAUCGUACCUAAAAUAAAUACAUUCAAUCUUAAUUUCAUACAACAUUUGAUUCUAUAAUCAUAAUUUCCUAUAGGCCUUAAUUCAGUAUUAUUUCAACCAACAUUUUCUUAUUUGUGUCCAAGCAGUGCCAAAAAAAACCCCAUGUAAUUAUGUUUAUAUACCAUUAUAACAGAACAAUACAAUAUGUUAAAAUCCCCCUAUUUAAACGGCCUUAGGCCAUAUGGGGGAACCCCAAAAAAAAAACGAUGGACGUUUAACGGGGAUAUUUCACAUUAUUAUAUCUCACAUUAUUGACACGGCUGUGAUUUUCUCUUUGUUUAUUAACUUGUAAAGCCUUUUUUCCCCGUUCUGUAGCACGUUAUGUCUCCUCGUUGUGCAGCAAUUAUCUGACCCUAAUAAAAUAAUCACAAUUUU
Molecule: messenger RNA, 3626 nt
Organism: Gadus macrocephalus (Pacific cod)
Lineage: Eukaryota; Metazoa; Chordata; Actinopteri; Gadiformes; Gadidae
Product: ATP-binding cassette sub-family G member 4-like
Exons: 15
Coding region: 219-2243 (674 amino acids)
Cellular component (GO): plasma membrane
Molecular function (GO): ATP binding; ATP hydrolysis activity; ABC-type transporter activity
Source: RefSeq, a predicted model, not a curated record